Trypanosoma conorhini is the source of this 1974-nucleotide messenger RNA. RefSeq lists its product as uncharacterized. The record is from RefSeq and is a predicted model, not a curated record. The transcript has a single exon. NCBI's taxonomy places the organism in Eukaryota, Euglenozoa, Kinetoplastea, Trypanosomatida, Trypanosomatidae. The coding region runs from base 1 to 1974 and encodes 657 amino acids.
AUGUCGCGCGUGCGGGCCUGGGCGACGCCUUUGCCCAACGGCAACUUGGAGGUCGCCGUGUGGAACUCCGCCGGCGAGGGCGCCGCGGCCGUCAUCUUCUCCCUCCGCUCCUCCCACCCGAGGUGGUUCGCGCCCGUCGGGCCCCUCCUCCCCGACGGGGUUCUCCUGCCGGGCGAGAGGCAGGCGCUACUGCUGGACGUGCUGCCGGAGUGCGCCCGGCGGAGUCGUGGGCUUUCCGCGUCGGCCUCGGCGUCGCUCGGGCAGAGCCCCUCCGCGGCGUCCCACGAGCGGCUCAGUGAUGUGCACCUGAUCGAGACUCCGAGGGCCGGCGCCGCCAACGUGGCGCGCGUGUCGGAGGAUGACAGCCCCAGGUUGAGGGAGCGGCUUAGGAAGGGGUGCCUCGGCGUCUGCCACGGCGCCCCCGACGGGGUUUUGUCCUCCCAGGACUCCUCCUUGACGGCCUCGGUGCGACGGUACAGCGGGGAGCUGUCCGAAGUUGACGGCUCCCCGCAUCUGCCGUUUGUGGUGAGCGUGCAGGGCGCGGCCCACGACGUCUCCCCAUGCCCUUACUUUUUUGUUUACUACGGGCAACUCGGCGACGGCGACGCCUACGUGCAUGCCGCCUUGAAGUGGCUGAAGCGAGAGCAGCAAAAGUGCCUCUGGGGGCGGCAAAAGGCACUCAGGCAGCUGCGGGAAAGCGGGGAGCCGGAGGACUACCUGCCCCCAGUGCUCGGAAGGCCGGUGCGGUGGCUCAAAAACAUGGACGGCGGCGUGGCUCCCAACGGCGGUUUCCAUGCGUCCCAAAGGCCUUACAGUAAAAGCUCCGCCCGAAUGUUUGCGGGUCGUCGCUGUAGCAACGGCUGCGUCAUAGUGCCCUGCCGGCCCCUCCACAGAGGCGACGCUGCAGUGAAGGAGACGAAAGACUCGUCGGAGGGGGAAAGCACCAGGCUGUCCCUCAUAACAGACGGCGGCGACGGCGCAGCGGGGGAGGCGCGGCGGCAGUGCGGCCCCGAACGCCUGACCGGAAGCCCGCACUCUGAUGGAAACGGGGCCUCCCCGGUAGUGCUUUUUGCGAGCCCCGGCGCGGCCACCGCCUCACGCCCGUCGUCCAGCGGAAACAGGAAAGACGACAAGGUGCCGAAACUGGCGCCCUUGGCGCUCCCCGCCAGUGACAAACCGCUCGCGCCAGAGCAGCCGCCGGGGCCGGAGAAAACACUCUCCCCAGAUCUCCCACGCUUUGUCAAAUUUGAGCACCCCGCGAACUGCCACGCCCGCACCGAGACGGAGGCGACGGUGGAGAUGCUGGACCACACCGUCUGUGGUGACAGCCGCCCGAUGUUGGAGGAGCCGUGGCAGGGCAAGAAGAAGGACGAAGUCCCACCGCCUAGCAGUGCGGGGCCCACGGCCACCAACGUGCAAGCAGUUUCGCCACCGACGGCGUCCGCGGAGUGGCGGGUGGGUGAUUUCCUGGAAGAGCAGCUGGGGAACAUAUGGAACAGGAGGUUUGAGAAGAACGCCUCCAUAGACGCCGUGCGCGUCUCCCCAACUUCUCCGCUGAUGCCAGAGCGCGUGGGAGGACGGCGGCGGACGCGCCCACUAGAGGCGAGGAAGCAAAGCGGGGAACAAGUUGUGCAGCCACAAAUUCCUGCACUUGCACCACUGGCCAAACCUUCGGGUUUGGUGCGAGUUGCGGCGCCCUCGAGCCGUGAGAAGACCAUCGUGCAGCUUGGCGACGCCCUCUGCACGAUUGCCGUGCGGUCGGCCCCGCUGCUGCAGACCGCCAUGGGCGGCACCGUAAGCACCGUCGCAACGACAGCACAACUCUUUUGGGGGAUGAUCGAGGACUCGGUUGACAUCCUCCGCGCCGUUUGCAUCCCCGCACUGUCGAUUUUCUCGCUUUUCCUUCUCUGCCUGGUUUUCGUUCCGACGGAGGACGAGGAUGGGACUGCCAGCGUGAUGGAGCUCUUUGCGUGA